Messenger RNA from Hibiscus syriacus, 541 nucleotides. RefSeq names its product glutamate receptor 3.4-like. The record is from RefSeq and is a predicted model, not a curated record. The coding region runs from base 20 to 541 and encodes 173 amino acids. The transcript has 2 exons. NCBI's taxonomy places the organism in Eukaryota, Viridiplantae, Streptophyta, Magnoliopsida, Malvales, Malvaceae.
UUUUUGGUCAUAAGAAGAAAUGGAUGAGGUCUUGUUGAUUCCCAGAUUCAUCAGAAGAAUUUUCAUGUUGUUUAGUCUUUGGUUCCUAUGCAUCCCUGUUGGAGUCAUCUGCAGCACUGUGAAUGUUUCAGCUUCUUCGAACUCUUCUUCUUCUUCUUUGAAGCCAAAAGUUAUAAAUAUUGGAGCUUUGUUCACGUUGAAUUCAGUCAUUGGAAGAGCAGCACAGCCUGCAAUUGAAGCCGCCAUUGAUGACGUCAACUCCAAUCCCAACAUUCUUAAUGGGGUUCAAUUGAAACUCAUUGUCCGUGACACAAAUUGCAGUGGAUUUGUUGGAACCAUGGAAGCUUUGCAGCUAAUGGAGAGUGAUGUUCUCGUCGCGAUCGGUUCGCAAUCAUCCGGUAUAGCUCAUGUCAUCUCCCAUGUUGUUAAAGAGCUUCAUGUCCCUCUUCUCUCGUUUGGAGCAACGGAUCCGACUCUUUCGUCGGUGCAGUACCCAUAUUUCAUCCGGACUACGCACAGCGAUUACUUCCGGAUGUAUUGA